Messenger RNA from Seriola aureovittata, 5090 nucleotides. It is a transcript of the gene opn4.1, whose product is annotated as opsin 4.1. NCBI's taxonomy places the organism in Eukaryota, Metazoa, Chordata, Actinopteri, Carangiformes, Carangidae. Gene Ontology annotation, cellular component: membrane. The transcript has a single exon. The record is from RefSeq and is a predicted model, not a curated record. Gene Ontology annotation, molecular function: G protein-coupled receptor activity. The coding region runs from base 2125 to 3606 and encodes 493 amino acids. Gene Ontology annotation, biological process: visual perception; G protein-coupled receptor signaling pathway.
GUCUGUCUGUUGUCUGACUGUUACCUAUCUGUUGUCUGUCUGUUGUCUGUCUGUUGUCUGACUGUUACCUAUCUGUUGUCUGUCUGUUGUCUGACUGUUACCUAUCUGUUGUCUGUCUGUUGUCUGACUGUUGUCUGACUGUUACCUAUCUGUUGUCUGUCUGUUGUCUGACUGUUACCCAUCUGUUGUCUGUCUGUUGUCUGACUGUUGUCUGACUGUUACCUAUCUGUUGUCUGACUGUUACCCAUCUGUUGUCUGUCUGUUGUCUGACUGUUACCCAUCUGUUGUCUGUCUGUUGUCUGACUGUUACCUAUCUGUUGUCUGUCUGUUAUCUGACUGUUACCCAUCUGUUGUCUGUCUGUUAUCUGACUGUUACCUAUCUGUUGUCUGUCUGUUAUCUGACUGUUACCUAUCUGUUGUCUGUCUGUUGUCUGACUGUUGUCUGACUGUUACCUAUCUGUUGUCUGACUGUUACCCAUCUGUUGUCUGUCUGUUGUCUGACUGUUGUCUGACUGUUACCCAUCUGUUACCUAUCUGUUGUCUGUCUGUUGUCUGACUGUUACCCAUCUGUUGUCUGUCUGUUGUCUGACUGUUACCUAUCUGUUGUCUGACUGUUGUCUGACUGUUACCUAUCUGUUGUCUGUCUGUUGUCUGACUGUUACCUAUCUGUUGUCUGACUGUUGUCUGACUGUUACCUAUCUGUUGUCUGUCUGUCUCUCAGAGUGAGUGCUGUCCCUGCCGUCCGUCUGUCUCUCCUCAUCUUCUUCGUGGUUUCACAGGGACGAUGGGCAGGCUGGUGAAGCGGUGGAGCUUGAAACACAGAUUGGCUCCGCCCCCCUGCCUUUCCCCCACCACCUGACAUCUCACCUGUUGCUCACCUGGACACAGGAGACUGACAUCCUGGACUAAGACCAACUGAAUACAAACACAAGCCUCAGAGACAAAGAGGGUGGGAGGCUCCUCCCACCCUCCUGCUGAUCGACCAAUUGACUGACGGAUGGAUGGGAUGGAAAGCUCUUGAGGUUGAUGGACUCCUGGUGCAUUUUGGGGGAGAAAAAAGUUGUUUGUGAUCAAGGUCACAGAGGAGUCAAUAUCUGCUGCCCCACAUUUCAACAGUGAGUCCGAGUCCAGGACUGUUAGCCUAGCUACGCACAAAGACUGGAAGCAGUGAGUAACUAUAAGCCUAGCUUAGCAGAAACAUUGAUGAAAACUGUUAGCUCAGCUGUCUGAGCUUCAUAACAUAAGUUGUUUAUUAUGUCAGUUUGCGAAAAUCAGCUGUUGUAAAUAUUAGUUACCUAAUGAACGGUUUAAACCCUGAUCAGCUGCGUUCGGUGACACGAUUUUUCUCUGUAUUGUCAAAAUUAAAACUCAUUCACUUUUCUGCCAAGGAAGUUUUUCUCUUUAUUUCUUUUCCUGUUGAAUUUUUGCAUUUUCCAGCUGAGAUAUCACAGAUCACAGAACCUCUUUGGUUUUGCUUUAUGGUUCUAUUUAUGGAGAGAUCAUGCAAAUAACUAAUUAAAGUGAGUCUCCUUUAAUGAGCUUCAGAAAUCUUAAUGACUGAAAACUGACUGAGAUCCAUUUAAAAAUAUUCAUUAUCAUUGAAACUUUCUUCUGCGUUGAUACAAGGAAACAAAAGAAGAAGUUUGACAUUCAGACCGUCAAUGUUGGAAACAUGUUUUAUUAAAGUCAUCACGCUGACUUUACAGGACGUCACUAGAAACGUGACGAAGUGUGACCCUGUUUUCACUAAAGUUAAAAGCUCAUUAACCUCAGGGUGUUAAUGAUGAUCCACAUUAAACUGCAACAGUUGGGUCACAUCUGGUCCAGAUGUUGAUUUAUCCUCUAAAUGCAGACAGUUAAUGGAUCAGUCUGAGGUCCAAUCAAUGAUCCUCCGUCAUCAUCGGUCAGACCAUCGGGACAUAAAGAGCUGCAGACGGACACACGAGUCCACAGAGAGACGAUUCACUGAACAGCCAACAUCCAGCCGACCUCCAGCCGACAUCUUGCCAACCUCCAGCCGACAUCCAGCCGAACUCCAGCCGACAUCUUGCCAACCUCCAGCCGACAUCCUGCCGUCCUCCAGCCGACAUUCAGCCGACAUCUAGCCAACCUCCAGCUGCAGCAAUGAGUCAUCACCAGCCCACCAGCUCCUCCUCUCUCUGCUCUGUGGGAGAAAACUGCUCCUUCCUCCAGACCAACCGCCAUCACCAUGUCAGAACGUCGAAGCUGCUCCAUCUGCCUGGCCACACCCCCACACACCAAUCCCACCUGCAGCCUCACCUGUUUCCCACCGUGGAUGUGCCUGACCACGCCCACUACAUUAUUGGCUCUGUCAUCCUGUUGGUGGGGGUGACAGGCAUGCUGGGAAACACUCUGGUCAUUUACGUGUUCUGUCGCAGUCGGACGCUGCGAUCGCCCAGUAACCUGCUGGUGGUCAACCUGGCGGUGGCCGACUUCCUGAUGUCUCUGACGCAGUCUCCGGUCUUCUUCGUGGCCAGUCUCCACCAUCGCUGGGUGUUCGGGGAGCUCGCCUGCGAGCUGUACGCCUUCUGCGGCGCUCUGUUCGGCAUCACCUCCAUGAUGACGCUGACCGCCAUCGCGAUGGACCGCUGCCUCACCAUCACGCGGCCUCUGGCCCUGCGGGGCGGGGUGAGUCGGCGGCGGGUGUUGGCGGUGCUAGCGGCUGUGUGGUUGUACUCUCUGGGCUGGAGUCUGCCGCCGUUCUUCGGGUGGAGCGCUUACGUCCCUGAGGGCCUGCAGACGUCGUGCAGCUGGGACUACAUGAGCUUCACGGCUACCGUGCGCACCUACACCAUCCUGUUGUUCGCCUUCGUCUUCUUCAUCCCACUCGCCCUCAUUGCCGGGUGCUACUUCGCCAUCUUCCAGGUGGUGCGGCGGGCGGGGCGGGAGAUGAAGCGGCUCAGCUGUGGAGAGACCAACAAGGCGCACGAACGUCUGCGCAGCGAGUGGCGGAUGGCGAAAGUGGCUCUGGGAGUGAUCCUGCUGUUCGUGCUGUCCUGGUCUCCGUACUCUGCGGUCGCUCUGACCGCCACUGCCGGCUACGCCCACCUGCUGACUCCAUAUAUGAACUCAGUCCCUGCAGUCAUCGCCAAGGCCUCCGCUAUCCACAACCCCAUCAUCUACGCCAUCACACACCCAAAGUACCGAGCUGCCAUCGGCCGCUACGUCCCGCUGCUGCGUGCCGUGCUGCGGCUGCAGGAGAAGGACCUGCGCUCCUCCUUCAGCUCGAGUGGCACCUCAUCUCCCCGGGCCACGCUCACCGAGCAGGGCUCGGCGGGAGUCCGGCUCAGCAUCGGCGCGCGGACUAAUGGCCGCUGGGGUAAGAGCCGGCUGUCGUCGGUGUCUGACAGCGAGUCCUGCUGGACGGAGAGUGAAGCUGACGGAUCAACGGCCUCCACCCGACACAUGUUUAUAGAUGUAGCUGCUGACCCCUCCAACACCAAGACCAGCAGCUCCAGCAGCUCCGCCCUGCUCAACCAGCACAGCCCACAGAAAACAGCAGCACCCCACACGGACUCACCUGACCGGGACUCACCUGACGGGGGCGCUGUGACGGAGGGGAAUCCUCUGCUGCUUCCUCCGUGACACCUGACCUAGAAAAACACAAAGAAGAAAGUGAAGCGUCGUCAUGGUUACAUGUUUGUGUUGUUUGGUCGUUGAAGAGAAACUGAAAUGAUCCUGUCUGAUGAAGCCUCUGUUGACUUUAUUGAUUAUAGAUUGGUCAGCAUCGUUAGCAGCUGACUGACAAUGAUCAGCUGGAUCAGGUUUUAAUGGAGGUUCAUGUUUCAUUAACUUUAGUUUGAUUUAUUUAUACCUUCUUCCGUCCUCUCCCACCUUCUCAUUUCCUUUCUUAUCUCCUUCUUACAUCCUUCCAUCCUGUCCUCCUUCACCUCCUACAUUCCUUCCUCACAUCCUUCUUUCGAUGCCUCCUUGUUUCCUCUCUUUCCCUUUUUUAUUCCUUCGCUCCUUCCAUCCUUUCCUUCCUCCAUCUCAGGAGUUGUAAUCACCUGUUGGUCAGUCGGCUGCUAAAUUUGAUUAACGUGGGUGUUCUGCUGACGUCACCGUUUCAUGUUGUUGUAUAUUGUUGUACAAUCUCAGUUGACUGUUGCUAAUGUAAAGCUGCUGUCAAUAAAGCUUCAGUGGAUUGAAUGUAACCUGUUAAUCAGAUUAGCAGUGCGUCUGUUAGCAGUUAGCAGAUAAGCUCUGUCUGUUAAUCUCCUCCAUCAGUCAACAUGUUGGACACGAGGAACAGAGUCCGUCUCUCAGGUAUGUCUUCACCAAACUCUUUCCUCUGAUUCUGCAGAGACUCGAUAACCUGCAGGAAAUGAAGGGUUAAUGAAGUUCAUGUUAAUGACUUCCUGUGAUAAACAGACAUGAGAGACAGCUGAUGUAAACACAAUCAGCUGUUUUACAGCAGAGGGUUCAGACCUCAAUUCCUCCAUGUCUGCAUGUCUUUAACAAAAUUCAUUUUGUUUGCUGUCCGCCAUCUUUGUGUGUGUGUGUGUGUGUGUGUGUGUGUUGUCAGUGCUGCUGUGUGUGUCGCUGGUGGCGGCCUUCGUGGAUGAGCUGGAUGACUCGUGAGUACAAACAUCCUGUUUUCAGUCGUCACUUCAACUUUAUUAAAUCAUUAAUAAACAUUCAGUCCAGGUCCAUUUAGUAGCUGUUCUGGAGCUUUUGACUGAAUCACAUGAUUCCUGUCACUGAGUUGUAGAUGUUUAAUGUUAAUGUUUUCUUCUGUGGAUGAGGUUCAUGUGAUGUGAUCAAAAGCUCCAGAGCAGCCACUGACUGGAUGUGUUAAGGUGUUAAUAAAACUACCGCUGUUCUGUUUUGUCCCCUCUGAGCCUCCGUAUGGCUGCUGCUUUCUCAUCUUUUCAUUUUAUUCUGAAGUUUUGUUGUUUCCUGCUUCUUUUAAAUUAUCACACAGCAACUUUUAUUUUGAUGAGUAAAUAAUUAGCGUGAUUGUGUUGAACAGCUUCAUGGAAACCAGAGGAGCUGAUGACAUCUGGCUCAUUAAAGUAUGUGUCAUUAUUUAAUUAUGAUUGUUAUUAAAAUAAACUCUUUAUAUUCAA